Aedes aegypti (yellow fever mosquito) is the source of this 962-nucleotide messenger RNA. RefSeq names its product flocculation protein FLO11. Lineage: Eukaryota; Metazoa; Arthropoda; Insecta; Diptera; Culicidae. The transcript has 2 exons. The coding region runs from base 1 to 879 and encodes 292 amino acids. The record is from RefSeq and is a predicted model, not a curated record.
AUGCUACAUUCAACACCAGAUUCUUCAACGGAGAGCUCUACGGAUCCUGAACCAACUAGUUCUGAACAGCCUGAAUCUACAACAGUUGAUUCCACAACUCAGGAAGGUUCAUCAACACCAAAUUCUUCGACUGAGAGCUCUACGGAUCCUGAACCAACAAGUCCGGAACAGACUGAAUCCACAGUAGUUGAUUCCACAACACCAAAUUCGUCAACUGAGAGCUCAACGAAUCCUGAACCAACUAGUUCUGAACAGCCUGAAUCUACAACAAUUGAUUCCACAACUCAGGAAGGUUCAUCAACACCAAAUUCUUCGAAAGAGAGCUCUACGGAUCCUGAACUAACUAGUUCUGAACAGCCUGAAUCUACAACAGUUGAUUCCACAACACCAGAUUCGUCAACUGAGAGCUCUACGGAUCCUGAACCAACAAGUCCGGAACAGCCUGAAUCCACAGUAAUUGAUUCCACAACACCAAAUUCGUCAACUGAGAGCUCUACGAAUCCUGAACCAACUAGUUCUGAACAGCCUGAACCUACAACAAUUGAUUCCACAACUCAGGAAGGUUCAUCAACACCAAAUUCUUCAACUGAGAGCUCUACGGAUCCUGAACCAACUAGUUCUGAAAAACCUGAAUCUACAACAGUCGAUUCCACAACUCAGGAAGGUUCCUCAACCCCAGAUUCGUCAACUGAGAAUUCUUCGGAUCCCGAAUCGACUAGUUCUGAACAUCCUGAAUCCACAACAGAGCUACCAGAAACAUCCACGGACGGUCUCACAUCUGAAAAUGACUCAAGCACGUCCGCACCGUCAAACGGAACAUCGACAGAAUUUAGCGUUCUUUCUACAGAACGUUCAAACUCAGUCAAAUUGGAAAAAUAACCGAAUUGGUAUACCUAUGUUUUUUAAAAAAAUAAACAACAUAUUUAUUGAAAUAAAAAAAAUCUUGGACUACCCUUCGAAAA